Molecule: messenger RNA, 531 nt
Organism: Mesorhabditis belari
Lineage: Eukaryota; Metazoa; Nematoda; Chromadorea; Rhabditida; Rhabditidae
Source: the annotation of a GenBank genome assembly
AUGCAACUCCUUUUUGUGUUGGUAUGCGCUUUUGGCAUCAUCGCUGCCGAUGAUGGGGAGACGAUGAAGCUCCGCAUUAUUGAAGCAAACGACGAUAUCCACUUUGAAUUGACCGGCACCGGCGAUCAAGAAUUCAUAGAUUUUUUCUUCAUGCAUGUCACAUGGAUUAUCGCUCAACAUCUUCCUCUAACUUGUUACUCGAAGCCGGUCGAACAGAUUCUUGUACAAAAUGAAGAAGAAAUGGCUCAUUGUUUGAGAAACAAAGAUAAUUUUAUGCACGGCGACUCGUGGAUUGUUUUUGGAGAAAACCCAUACCCUGCCGAAGACCUGUGGCGUGGUGUUUUUGGGCCACUCAAAGCUGGGCAGCAGCCUCAAAUGUCCGUCGAGUGCUUUGGUCGAAUCCAUGAAAACACCCUCACUUGGCACAGUUUCAGCAAAGAUCAGUGGUGUGUCGGCAAUCGUGAGCUCGUCGAUUAUUUAGCGGAUCAAAAAGUUGAGAGUGAGUACCAAACUCCAAAUCUUCCUGCUUGC